CUUGCUCGUAAUUGAAUCUGAUUCUGUUUUUUCAUGUUUUUAAGACAGAACCUUGAACUGAAUCAUUUGUCUAUUAUUAUUAUUAUUUUUUUUAUGCAGAUACCAUGCCGAAGAACAAGGGAAAGGGAGGAAAGAACAGGAAGAGAGGAAAGAACGAAGCUGAUGACGAGAAGCGUGAGCUCAUCUUCAAAGAAGACGGACAAGAAUACGCGCAAGUCCUUCGCAUGCUCGGCAACGGAAGAUGCGAGUGCAUGUGCAUCGACGGCACCAAGCGUCUCUGCCACAUCCGCGGCAAGAUGCACAAGAAGGUCUGGAUCGCGGCGGGCGACAUCAUACUCGUUGGUCUGAGAGACUACCAGGACGACAAGGCUGACGUCAUUCUCAAGUACAUGUCUGACGAGGCGAGGCUUCUCAAGGCUUACGGUGAGCUUCCGGAGAACACUCGUCUCAACGAAGGUAUCGUUGGUGAUCUCGAAGAAGAUGAUGACAAUGACACUGAAGAGUUUGUCCACUUUGAGGACGAGGAUAUUGAUAGGAUCUAAGGUGUUGUUUGGUUUUUUCUUUUCUGGCUUGUAUUGUCAAUUUGAGACGCCUGACUUUUUGAGUUUACAGAAGAAACAGGUGGUAAU
Messenger RNA from Brassica napus (rape), 629 nucleotides. RefSeq names its product eukaryotic translation initiation factor 1A-like. The record is from RefSeq and is a predicted model, not a curated record. The transcript has 2 exons. Lineage: Eukaryota; Viridiplantae; Streptophyta; Magnoliopsida; Brassicales; Brassicaceae. Gene Ontology annotation, molecular function: translation initiation factor activity; RNA binding. Gene Ontology annotation, cellular component: cytoplasm. Gene Ontology annotation, biological process: translational initiation. The coding region runs from base 105 to 542 and encodes 145 amino acids.